Bombus terrestris (buff-tailed bumblebee) is the source of this 5721-nucleotide messenger RNA. Its product is annotated as zwei Ig domain protein zig-8. The record is from RefSeq and is a predicted model, not a curated record. The coding region runs from base 1494 to 2390 and encodes 298 amino acids. The transcript has 7 exons. Lineage: Eukaryota; Metazoa; Arthropoda; Insecta; Hymenoptera; Apidae. Gene Ontology annotation, biological process: synapse organization. Gene Ontology annotation, cellular component: neuron projection membrane.
GGUGGUUGGUGGCAGGGGAGGGGGGCUGAUAUCUGGCUAAGCGCGGGCGCAGUUGGGUCGCGGUCUUCAGCACGGCAGCAUUUCGCUCACCGAUCUCUUUACGCAACUCUCUCGCACUCUUUCUCUUCUUUUCUCACUUUUUUCUUGACUCGUCUUUGGACACCGCUUACUCGCUCCUUUUGAUCGUCCACUUAUCUGCCUAUCCAUCUUACCAGCUCCUUUCUCCUUCCUCCGACAGCCUCACACUCCCAAUCCUUUCUUCCUUCCUCUCUUCCAUCCUCCCUUCCAUCCUUCCUUUUGACGGUGAAUACCGCCCCCUCCCUCCACUCACUCUCUCUCUGUUGCUCCGGCGUGGCGCGGCGAUUUCGUUUCAGUCGGUUCACCGGCGCUGCCCGCGGUAUCGGCAAUGCUUAUACACACGCGAUGAAACGUGUUUACGAAGGACGGAGUGUGCGUGCUGAAUGACGAAUGAGUGGCACUUAAGGAAAACGGAAGCACCGCCGACUAGAUUGGCGAUCGUCGACUGCGCGAACUCAUCGCGAGUUCCAUGUUCCGUUAGUGCAUCUUCGCGCAGGAUGCAUCCGUUUGUCACGUGGAAAUUUGAUUUGUUCGGGAUAUCUUGUUCGCUGUGAACUGUGCAACUAAUCUAUCGUCGAACGAAUCGAUAACAAAGUGUUUGGCGACAAAAGCUUCUUUCAAAUAUCUUCGAGAAGAUCCGAAGACAGUGAAAGUUAGGUUAUGUGGAAAUAGAAUUACUCUAUAACUGUAAUUACAUAUUAUGCAAUACCGUAAGUUAAUCUAACUCUUUUCCCUUUUGUGUUGCAUGUAAUUUGACCGGUCAGUGAUUUAUUGGCAGUAACGCGGCGUGAUUUGUUAAAAAUUCUUUUGCAAAAAUGAACAAACUCGUAAAAAUAUGCAUAACCUAUUGGUAGACGCGUUAUUCAAUUUCGCUCGUACGUACUUCUCAGCCAUUGAAAGUGGUGUUUCUGUAUGAUCGGUUUAAAAAUUAUUAUAUAUAUUUAUAUAUGACGAGUAUCGUACCUACGUCGCGGUAAAAUUCCGGUGGCGGUUUCGAAACUUAAUCCAUUCUCCUACUUGCGGCUACCUUUUAACCGAUCUGUUCCACUGUGUGGCUUCUGAGGACGCGUUAUGACGAUAAACGUCGUGUGAGUUCGUGGAGUGUCUAGUUAAGAAAAAAAAACAUAAUAUACAAUGAUAACUGAAAAUUCGAAGUGAAGCGUGAUCGCACCGAAACAAUGUUUAGUGAAGCGUGAAGAUGAAUGUUUCCACGUUGAGCUUCAACGGGUCGCUUCGGAAAAAAUCAAGAGAAAUGCAGCGGACAAGAAAAGUACCCGUGGCCUCGACACGACUGCAAUAGACGUGUUUUAGCGGUAACUGCGGAUCAACAACUGCUGACGCAAGUCGCUUCGGCGAUCACGAAAAGAUAUAUCGCUCCACUUGAGCUGGCACGACUUUGAGCCUGGUGUUGCGAAAUGUACCGGAAACGAUGGACCGUGAAGAUUCUGCAAAUGGAUUUACGGUACAGCGUCAACGGGAGCGGUUGGUGCGCGCCAGCUCUAGCCAAGAUGAUCUGCAUUUUCUUCUUUUCGCUACUGUUGCACGAAGAAGCUGUGCACAGUACUCGCUUAAUCGAAACCGGUACUUUUCAAGAAUGGCUGACGCGACAAGAUUCGAAUCCUUACUUUGAUACGUCGGUUCCGUCGAACAUGACGGGCCUGGUUGGGAAAACCAUCCAACUCGUUUGUAGAGUGAAAAACCUCGGAAACAGAACCGUUUCGUGGGUAAGGCAUCGAGAUAUUCACCUGCUGACGAUCGGUCGGUACACUUACACGAGCGAUCAACGUUUCGAGGCGAUGCACACGCCGCACACGGAGGAAUGGACAUUAAGGAUACGAUAUCCUCAGAAGAAGGAUUCUGGUAUUUACGAGUGCCAAAUAUCCACAACCCCUCCCAUCGGAUACUCUGUUCAUCUCAACGUGGUCGAGCCGGUCACCGAGAUCGCCGGAGCUCCAGAUCUGUUCAUCAACAAGUACAGCACGAUCAACCUCACGUGCCUGGUCAAAUAUGCUCCCGAGCCACCGUCCGCGAUCGUUUGGAGUCACGAUCACGAAGCGAUUACCUUCGACACACCGAGGGGUGGCAUCAGCUUGGUCACGGAGAGAGGACCCGUGACUUCCAGCCGUUUGCUCAUUCAGAGAGCGAUCGAGGCAGACGCAGGCCUGUACACCUGUUCGCCGAGUAACACCCAUUCCAGCAGCGUGCAUAUUCACAUCGUCAAUGAGCAUCCAGCGGCAAUGCAUCACGGCAGCGGCGGCGGAGUGGCUGCGACCUUACUUACCCUCGUUCUACUUCUUUUCAUGAUCAUUUAGCCGGUGCUUGAUUUUCAUGGAAGGUUUUAACCGCGACGCAAAUUGCGCGUUAGCGAGCCGCGGCGAUCGAGUUCGUCUUCGUUCAAACGACAAACCAACGUCUAAUUCGUCUAAGCGUCGUCGUCUGCAUAACGAUCGUAAGAACAUGUUUCCGAAUAAGUUACUUUCUUCCUUUGUCCCUUGCGAGAACACCUUUAUGAAAAUACUCGAUCUUUUAGUUGUGUUUCUUGUUUCCUGGUUCAACGUUAUACCGUAAUGUCUAGCGACAUGCAACCUAAUUUAAGUGAUUUCUUUCUGACAUUGCGACAAGUACUAGCGAAUGUUUUCCAACUCUCCCUUCUAUUCUCUCGCUGUCUUUCUUACGAUUUCGCGCGGCAAUCAUCCUCAACGAUUUUCGUACACAUUUAACGCUAAACCGGUACGGAUUCGACAGAUGAGUUUCCAUUGUAUCGAGUCUUCUGUCCUUAGUCCGUCUCCUUUGGUCUUUUCAUCAAGUAGAUACGUCCUACUCGCGGCAGGAAAUCUUUCCUGCUUUCUUCGGCGUUAGCUCGAAACGCGUUCGCUCGAAUCGGUUGCGCAUAUAUGUUAAAGAACGUAUGAUCCGAUAAUACGCUUCUACGAGUUAAAUUGUUCGUAGUACUAUAGAAAAUCGUCUCGUUGUCAGUCGUUAUCGAAUCGUUAAAAACAUUUUGCGAAUCGAUUAAAUCUCUUUAACGAGCCUUCGCGAUGAUUUUCUGCGUAAUUUUACGAUCGAAUGGGUAAUCGAGUUACGGUAGCGCAACUGCUACCGAGACUGGAUAUAAUUAAACAAAAACUCGCUCGAAAUGUUGCCACGGCGUCCAAUAAUAAACUCGCUUCAGUCUCGUGUCGUGGCAACUUUCGCCUUGUUUUCGUCUAUACGUUUCUAUGCGUUUACCUCGAAAAGGAUAUUGCUAUCCUGACGAACUUGUUACAUACUAUUCCUGUCAUCGGGAAAUACAAUCAACGCCAGACGCAAGAGCGUAUAGUCUUCCGCGUCUGUCGCGAAUAAUCGACUUACGAGUGCGAACGAAAAUUCAUUUAGAAACAGAAACUACUAUAAGCAUGUUGCAUAUCAGAGAGAACGUUUUACGAAAGUUUCGAACGAGACGUUUAUAGAUCAUCAAAGAAUUUACGUAGACCCGAUAGAAACGAGAGACUCUAAGGGAAUCUAAGAAGGAAGAUAGAGAUGAAAGGAUAUUGGAACGUAAGUACAUAUACAAUAUAUGCGUAAAUACGUAUCGCGUAAGUGCAACGACGUUUUCGAAAUUUUCUGUGUCACGACAGUCGUAUCGCGUGAACGUUUUAAAUGGUCUUGAUUUAGAAACGAUGUGAUUCGACGUUGUUUUCAUUGCAAGAUCGUAAAUCAGUCCAAGAGCGCGCAAACGCUUUGUCACGCAACUUUUUUCCUUUAUUCGCGCGAUAAAAGUUUGUUUUCGUGGAAUCGCAUCGUAGAAAUCUACGAAUACGUUGCAACGAUGCGCGCGCCAGUUUCUUUCGAAGGUAUUACGAAUAUAAAGGCCAGUCAUUCCGCCGCAACUCAGUGCACGGACAAUUGUGCCAGAAAUUUGAAUACGAGUUUUAUUUCGGAAAUAAAAGACUGGAUCAGCGGUAGAGGUCGAGUGCACCGAUGCGCAGUACUGGUUAAAGAAAGAGAGUGUUGCCAGGAAUUAAGAAAAGAAACGCUGAAACAGUUUACCCAAAAGCUCUGCGGGGCUAUUCGUACCGACUACUUAAUUUUAUUCUUUUAUAGGGAGAAACCUCUAAACCAUUCUCAUUAAAGCUUAUUUCCGGGGUAAAGUUAUUACGUACCAUUUUCGCGGAUAUUUUCGUGCGGAUGCUCGAAUAGAAGCAUGCAUACGAAGCGAAUAAAUUGCGUUACGGCGGAUUAAAUUUAGAAUUUGUUACAUGUUUGUAUUGCCUACCGUGCACAUACAUUUCUUUGCGGUAAUGUAAAUAUUCGUUGUAUCGAUCAGUGUAACUAGCAUCGCGUUCGCACAAUGUAUAAUAACAUUUGUUGCUUUUGUUACGUUCUUUUUUGUUAUGCCUAAGGGACCACGAGAGUUAAGUAAAUAUAGAUGGUCCAAUUAUUCUCAUCAAGUUAGUGUUUGAAAACGAAAGGCCGGGUGUUUGCGUGAGCAAAAACAUCUUCUGGUUACGUAUAUUAUAUACGUAACAAAGAAAACGCGUUUGUUGCCAAGAAAUCGUACCAACGAUUCGUCGAGUUCCGUGUAAGCCUACCUCUUUGUGUUAUACUUAUUAUCCCAGAGUGAUAUCUUUCCUCCUCGAACUAGGUUUUCGACGACAAACAUAUCGUGUUCGAUUUAUGGCUAUCGUUCGUACAAAAUACCCACGAGAAUCGGUUAAAAUCUUUCUUUUCCUUAUCAAUCUCCCAAUAGCGAAAAUUCAGAAUGUAUAGGAGAAAAGCUCGCCUUAGUUGGUAUGUGUUUCCCACAUGGACAUAAUCUCUGGAGGAAGUACUCGUUCGACGACGAGGAGAAGCGAUGUACGAUCGGAAAUCUGGAAUAACGGGGCUAUCUAGUAGAAAAAUUGAAAUCGCUAAAAUCAACGAGACUCUGUUGUUAUCGUAUUCACAUAUCAUUGCGAGCAUUAAAUCGUUGAAACGCACUAAAACGUGGCCGUAGUAACACGUUGAAAGGAGGAUUGUUGAAAACGAACAAUUUUUGUGUAGCUCAGGCAUUAAAAAUAUUCAUAGAACGUCGUUCUACUAGUUUUCAAGGAAUUAUAUAAGCACAAUUUUUUCCCGGCAACAUGAUGAAAAAGCUGUAAAGAAAAGGGAGUUGCAGUAUGAAACGAACAGGCGGAAAAAUUGAUAACCGUUAACUUGAAACGACGAUAACUUUGUAUAGAAUGAUAUCCUAUAAAGGAGGAACCGAAAAAUCUCCAUUUGUUCCAUCAGUUGGUAGGACUUGUUGGCAGCAAACGCGUAAAACGGAAUGUGAAAUUUCUCGUAAAGCGUAAAGGUUUUCGGCCGAAUCACAGCGGACACAUAAACUUCAUCGUAUAUUUCACGUUAUAUGUAUAUUUACUCGUAACGCAGUACGUUAAUUGUAAGCGUUUUUACGAAGCCGGAAGAGCGACAAGAGUAUCUAUCUAAACAUAUUGUUAGCCGUUAAAACGGAUGUUGAUCCGAUAUUUAACGUGGUUAGUCGACGGUUAUAAUAACUAGCCAUUACGUCUUCUUCGUUUAAGAAAUUUUUUACAAAUGUACAUAGUUAAGGACCUCGAACUUUAUAGCGACGAUUCUUAUUCUCUCGUUGUAGCAAUUUAUUAAAUUAAAAAGGAAAUCUGA